Messenger RNA from Emys orbicularis (European pond turtle), 1839 nucleotides. RefSeq names its product StAR related lipid transfer domain containing 3 (gene STARD3). Lineage: Eukaryota; Metazoa; Chordata; Testudines; Emydidae. Gene Ontology annotation, biological process: cholesterol transport. Bases 144 to 1478 code for a protein of 444 amino acids. The transcript has 15 exons. The record is from RefSeq and is a predicted model, not a curated record. Gene Ontology annotation, molecular function: cholesterol binding; cholesterol transfer activity. Gene Ontology annotation, cellular component: late endosome membrane; lysosomal membrane; endoplasmic reticulum-endosome membrane contact site.
GCCGGGAUUUGCUUCCGGCCUGAAGCUGACACCGGCGCAGGGAGAGAGCCGCGGGAGGCGGUUGGGGCCAUGAGCAGGUGAUACGGUGACGAACUCACAGAUGCUGCCCCGAUCGCUGCCGGACGUCGUUGUUUCAGCCGAGGAUGAACAAGCCCAGAGACUUGCAGCAUGACCUGGAGCGGAGCCUCCCAGCCAUUGCGUCCAUGAGCACCUCCCUCUCACAGAGCCAGGGCUUCUCCCCGCACUAUUACUUCCCCCCGGAGAAGAGGAAAGCCAUCUCGGACGUCAGGAGGACUUUCUGCCUCUUUGUCACCUUUGACCUGCUGUUUGUCUCUCUGCUGUGGAUAAUUGAGCUGAAUACCAACAAUGGCAUUCAGAAGAACUUGGAGAGCGAAAUCAUUGAGUACCGGUUUAAAACCUCAUUCUUUGAUAUAUUUGUCUUGGCUUUUUUCCGGUUUUCUGUGUUACUUCUGGGCUAUGCACUCUUAAAACUGCGCCACUGGUGGGUCAUCGCGUUCACUACACUGGUGUCCAGUGUCUUCCUCAUCGUGAAGGUCAUCCUCUCUGAGCUGCUAGCCAAGGGGGCUUUUGGGUACUUACUUCCCAUCGUCUCUUUCGUUAUCGCCUGGCUAGAAACUUGGUUCCUGGAUUUUAAAGUCCUAUCUCAGGAGGCGGAAGAGGAACGAUGGUACUUGGCAGCGCAGGCCGCAGCCUCCCGGGGCCCUCUGCUCUAUUCCGGAGCCCUCUCUGACGGGCAGUUCUAUUCCCCUCCGGAGUCCUUUGCAGGAUCGGACAACGAGUCUGAUGAAGAAGGUGUGGGGAGGAAAGCGUUAACAGCCCAGGAGAAGGAAUACGUCCAACAAGGCAAAGAAGCAAUGGAGGUUGUGGAUCAAAUCCUCGCCCAGGAGGAAAACUGGAAAUUUGAAAAAAACAAUGAGUUUGGCGAUGUUGUUUACACCAUUGAAAUUCCUUUCCACGGCAAGACCUUUAUUUUAAAGGCCUUCAUGCAGUGUUCUGCUGAAACAGUCUACCAGGAGGUGAUUCUCCAACCUGAGAGGAUGAUCCUGUGGAAUAAAACGGUGGCAGCUUGCCAGAUCUUACAGCGGGUUGAAGAUAACACCAUUAUCUCCUACGAUGUUGCAGCAGGAUCUGCAGGGGGUGUAGUGUCACCCAGGGACUUUGUAAACGUGCGUCGCAUUGAAAGAAGACGAGACCGCUAUAUUUCCUCAGGGAUGUCAACCACUCACGCUUUGAAGCCUCCGCUGUCCAAAUACGUCAGGGGCGAGAACGGGCCAGGAGGCUUCAUUGUACUGAAAUGUGCCAACAAUCCCAAAGUUUGCACCUUCAUCUGGAUCCUCAACACGGAGCUCAAGGGUCGGCUUCCCCGUUACCUUAUCCAUCAAAGCCUGGCAGCUACCAUGUUCGAGUUUGCGUUCCACCUGCGGCAGAGGGUCAGCGAGGGGUCGGGCAGGCCUUGAGCAGCAGCGCCCGACCCUCCACGGGACAGUCCUUUACCCUCUCUCAGUGCAGAGUGGGGAACAACUUCCAAGGAGCCGGAGUGAGCCUGCCACGGAGCCGCCUGCGUGGAAUGCAGACCUCUUCCUUCCCCCCAGGAAGGGCUGAGCCAGACCAUGUACCAGGGAGAUGGCUAUCCUGGCAACAGUACUAACACUGGAGCAACCUUUGCAAGAAUGCAGAAAGGGGGGUGGAUGCCUUGAGAGGCCUCAGUCCCUCCCCACUCCCGCAGAUCCCUUUCUCUUCACCCCUCCAAUCAAGGAUCAAACUAACUGAGCCGCUAUGGGAAUCAAUGGAGCCUUUUGUGAUUUUAAACGUGUGCCA